Patella vulgata (common limpet) is the source of this 4149-nucleotide messenger RNA. Its product is annotated as nucleoporin 88. Gene Ontology annotation, molecular function: structural constituent of nuclear pore. The record is from RefSeq and is a predicted model, not a curated record. Gene Ontology annotation, cellular component: nuclear pore. The transcript is spliced from 12 exons. Lineage: Eukaryota; Metazoa; Mollusca; Gastropoda; Patellidae. Gene Ontology annotation, biological process: ribosomal small subunit export from nucleus; mRNA export from nucleus; ribosomal large subunit export from nucleus. The coding region runs from base 53 to 1405 and encodes 450 amino acids.
UAAUUUAUCUACAGAACGUGAAUUAAAUCUACCGGUUCAGGGGCCAUUGAUUAUGUAUCCCCCAGCAGAUGAUAAUUAUGGUAUAGAUGCCUGUGAUAUAAUGUGUUUAAAUUCUACGCCACCUGUGUUAGUCGUCGUUACCUGUGAAGGGAAAUUACACCAUUGUCUAGUAUUACAAACUGUUGAUAACAACUCGAACUCGACCAUUCAGUCAGAACAGAGUAGCAAGUUGUCAUGUGAUAGUAUGUUUUAUGAACCUAUAACUGAACCUAAUCUUUAUGUGAUAGAGAGUGUUGAAUUAGAGUUAUCCCUCGCUACACCUCAACAUGAUUCUAAUGAACUAAUAGAAGAUGAUUUUACCUGUCCAGUUAAAUUACAAAAAGAUCCGAGUACAUAUGAUAGAUAUCACUGUAGUCAUGCAGCAGGUGUACAUACAGUAGCGUUACCAUGGGCACACAAUUUAAACACUUUUGCUUUAGAUGAGGAUCAGAUCAAUCCUGUUUUACCAGAAAAUCAAGAAUGUAUCGUGGAGCAUGUCAUCUGUACAAAACCACUCACUUCAAGUGUACCAUCUCCAAUACAAGGUUUAUCAGUCGUCACCGAUCCGUCAUUAGGCGUAACUCUGUUGGUCUUAUCCAGUGAUUAUCAAUUUACAGCUCUCCCUCUCGGUUCCAAAUAUAGAACAGUCUCAGCGUCGUUGGCAUCUGAUUCCGAGAGCAGAGGAGUAAAAUCACCGUUACGAAGAUUAAGUAGGGAACCCUUUGAUUACCAUAUAUCUAAAAUAUUACAGAGAACAUCUUCUAAUCCAUUACUAAAAUCUGGGUAUGGAACAGAAGUAAGUCAGCAGGAAUGUUUUCAGUUGUUAAGUCGAGCAACGCAAGUUUUACGUGAGGAGUAUAUGCAGAAACAAGACCAAGCUCGGGUUGAAAUAGAAACAAGAGCCAAAAUUUUGACCGACCAGAAACGACUUCAGAACGAAGAUUUAAAGAGAUUGGAAGAAUCUAGAAAUAUUCUACGAGACCAAGCGGAAACUAUCGCAGAGAAACUAGAAAUGUGUCAACAUUCACAAGAACUUAUUUUAAAAAGAUUGGGGGGUAUUAUGAGAAAAAUACAGUCCCGUCUACCUAUGCUGUCUGAUGCUGAAAAGAAUUACAAUAAAGAACUACAGACCAUGAGUGAUAAUAUUGAUGUGAUUAAAAAGAAUUUAGAACAGUUGAAAAAGAAACAAGAAUAUCAGAAACGCCAGAUGUCAUUUGGAAACAAUAUGGCUGCCAGUAGUCCAGUUUUAAAGAAAAAUCAAACAACUAAAUUAAAAGAAAUUUUACAGCAAGAAAGUGAUGAAAUAAGUGAAUUAAUGAAGAAAGUGAAUCAGUUGAAGGUGGAUACUAGUAUAUCGUUAUCAUAGCCUAGGGCUCAAAUUGUAUUGAAUACAAGUACAUCAUAGCCUAGGAUUCAAAUUGUAUUUAAUACAAUUUAUAUCAUAGCCUAGGAUUCAAAUUGUAUUUAAUACAAGUAUAUCAUAGCCUAGGAUUCAAAUUGUAUUUAAUACAAUUUAUAUCAUAGCCUAGGAUUCAAAUUGUAUAUAAUACAAGUAUAUCAUAGCCUAGUGUUGAAAUUGUAUAUAAUACAAGUACAUCAUAGCCUAGGAUUCAAAUUGUAUUUGAUAUAAAUACAUCAUAGCCUAGUGUUAAAAUUGUAUUUAAUAUAAGUACAUUAUUGGCUAGAAUUCAAAUUGUAUUUAAUACAAGUACAUCAUUGACUAUAAACACAGGCAUGGAAAUAGUGAUUCUAGUUAUACCUGACAUAAAUAAAACACUACAAGACAUUUGGAACUUUGUGCCAGACAUUUAUCAUAAACAUGAUUAAGGAUGCAUUAUUCAAGAGCUAAAUCUGCCUAUUGCAGGUUUUUACUUUGGCUUCAAAUGUUAUAUAAAUUAAUUGUUUAGACAUUUAUUCACAUGACAAGCCUAGAAUCAAGUCACUAGAUCAUUGUUAGGAUGACCCACCAUAAAUAAAUAUCUCCAUAUAUCUCGACAAUUACGCCACAAUAUUUAUAUGUAUGCCAAGUCCCAAAUCAGUUUCACACAAUUAUAGUCACUAAAUAAACGAUCAUGUUGUACUUAAUAAGCUAUGACCAUUAAUCAUGUAUAAAUAAUAGACUGAAAACUGGUUCCAAGAGUCGUCCAUAACAUCCAGACACUUUUGAGUAAAAGAUAGGUUACGUGCCCUUGUUUUGAAAUUAGUCUCGCUUAACCAGUCUAUCGACCAUUCUACGUCUGAUUGACAGGUCGGGAUAAUCAAGACUACUUUUUUACGAAACAUAACAGAAAGCUAGAACAAGAAAUUGAAUUUAGAAAUAAGCACAUUAGGUAGCUCAACAAUCGUUUUAUGAAGCUUGUAAAAGUAAAAUGUAACUAAUGCUAGUAUCAUGUUCCUGUCUAACCCGAGUGAUUCAGAGAUAUUAUUUGUACUAAACCAAAAGAUGCCGCUCUUAACGGUACAGUUAAUAUAAAGCGAUUUAAAAAAUGAAACGAAUGUAAUUUCUAAAUCUGCUGUAAUAACCAAGAAGCUUAAUUUUACUGCUAUUCAAAAUUGUCAACAAAAAUUUUUUUACGGCUGUAAUAGUUGAUAGAUUUGUAGAGAAUUGCACGUGCAAGGGCUAUUUAUAGUAUCAUACUGUCAGAAAGUUGGUCUCGGAACGGCGAAUGUGCACGCUUCAGUGGUAGUCUCGAACUAUCAGCGGUGGACUGUAUUUCUGUGAGUACAUGGGUCAUCCUACCAUGGAUGCUGUUUCACCCGCAUAUGCCGGACAUGUCCUGUGCCAGUUGACAACAGUCCAACCUUGAAUAUGCCCAAUUGGACAUCAUGAUAUAGUGAAUCAUAUUCAAAAUUCCAAAAUUCCUAUCAUUGUAUAGGAGAGAUUUAAACCGAUUGAAUUGCAAUCACCAUUUAAUGAUUUAAUAUAAAAAUGGAGAAGCGAGGCUGAGUCUCAAUUAACAAAUUAUGGAACUAUUAUUGCUCUUUAUCUAAAUCUUACAUAAUGCAUCUUUUAAAAUACUUAUAACCAAUACCGUGCCUGACAAAAUGACAGGCAGAGUAGGAACUGUACCUGACAACACCUGUAUUUGUACCUGACGUAGUCUAUGACAGGUGCCACAUUUCCAGGUUGGAAUACCGACCAUUCGCACAAUACACACACGGGAACAUAUAACAGAAUAAUUAUUUGAAGACCACCAUAACCUGAAAAUCCCAAUGUUAUAGAUUUAAGUGCUGUGGAUCGAUUUAUGAUCAAUGUUUCAGCCUAUUCCAUGUAGAAUUUGUAGGCUUAUUAAGCCUUGAAGUGUUUAUGUUAGUGUACAAAUCCUAAGAGAUUUAAUCAAUUAUGACAGCCAAGAAAAGAUACAACAUUUUGUUUGUGAGGACUCGAACAGAGACACAAAUAGUUAUGUGAUGUUGUCAUUUGAUGUUGGGUACUAUUAUUUUAAAUAGCGGUACAGGCACUUAAUUAAUCUUCCAUAGAAAUACAUGUGACAUGAUUGAGUUAUCAAUACUUUAGGUUGUUUAAAACAAGACAUUACGUAAUAUUUUGAUCAAUAUGAGUAGAAUCAUGACAUAAAUAAACAGCUGUUAUGGUUGGUUAAGAUAUCUUCUUAUGCAGUUGGCCCAAAAUGCCCCUUUUCACUCAAUUUUCAGUAUUUUUGGGAUUUAGAGAAUUCAUUUCCGUAAUGUCCAGUCAAGUAUCUCCGUUGUUACUUAAUGUCUUGACCUCAGCCUUUAAACCACACUUAAAAUCAUAGGCCCAUAAUUAAUUGUUGGCGAAUUAAAGAUACGUUCUCACGAAAGUAUUUAUAGGGUAGUUAUUUCCAAUAAAAGUAUGGCAAAUUUGGUACACAUGUAUAUGGAAAGUAGAGACGCCCAAUCUUACUAGAAAAAUACUGGAUUGUACAUGGGAAGGCAUCUUUAAUUGGUGGUGAUUUAAGGGCUGGGGCCACCUGUUCUGUAUAUAAAUACUGGAUUGUACAUGGGAAGUCAUCUUUAAUUGGUGGUGAAUUAAGAGCUGGGGGCACCUGUUCUGUAUAUAUACACAUAUUGUAAGUUGACUAUAAUACCCAAUGAUUUUGUAAAAUGUAGAUAAUAAAUCUGUUAUAA